AAAUCCUAACCCAUUUCACCCCUUCUUUUUAUCAGACUUGAUAAAAACUGAAAAGUUAUAAUAAUUACGUCUUUUUCUUUUAGUAUCCUAGUUAACACAAAAAAAAAAUUAAUCAUAUUUAUACAUUCCUUCCUUUAUCCCACACAAUCUCCAAUGUUAGCCUGCUCUCAAGACAUUUUUUUUCACAAUGAUUCCAAUACGACGGAUAAAAGAAUUAGACAUCAACAACAUUUAAAAGAUCAACUAAUGAACAACGAUGAUAUCGAAAUGACAUUGACUUCAAAUGGCGACGACUUAUUAGACAAUUCCGUAGUAACCAAUAAUAUGAAAGACAAAGAAGAGCAAGUUUGGCCACCAGAUGUCGAAUCUGCCUUCAUUGAAGCUCUCGAAUCUAUCCCUAAAUUAGGCAGAAGAAAAAUUCUUGUCAAUGGCAAACCUUGUGGUCGUAAUGAACUUAUUUCUGAUUUCAUUUUCCGUAAAACAUGCAAGAUCCGCACAAGAAAACAAGUUUCCUCCCAUAUUCAAGUAUUAAAAAACACUCGAAAAGGCGAUUCCCACUUCAUGCGGUUAUUGACCGAUUCAGUCGAAUUAGACGAGACCAAUAAUGCAUUAAAGACCAAAAUGCGUCAGCCUCCACAUAUUCAUCAUUCGCUCAAGAACUCUAAUUCUAUCAAAAUGAAGACCUAUCAGCCUAAUGAUGCACUUUCAUCAGAUGAGUCUUCCAUUAACUCGUCUCCCUCGCCUACCGAUUAUGUUUUCGAUAUCAUGUGUGCUGAUCCCGCACAGCAACAGGCCCUUUCCAUGCUUCAGUUUAAAGACUUUUAUGACCCGUUUCAACAGUCGCUUUUCGCUGGUAUGGCCAAUGGAUUACCUUCUAAUUUUGAGCCUACCCAACCCAACAAUGAUCCAUUUUUUGGCUCCCUGUACGAACAACAACAUCAACAACAGGAUUUGUUGAACAAUCUAUCUAAUGUAGCUACCACACCUACAACCCCUCAUGCAUCUGCCAUCAAAAAGAAGGAUGUAUUAAUGCCUGUCCGAAAAACAAAGAAGAGAAAAUCUCACCACGAUGAUGAAAGUCAUACCGAGUCAGAAUUUGCUCUUUGGCCAAACUACAUUUGUCUCUACCUGGAAUAUACUUUGCCUUAUGAUCCUUGUCGUCCUCUUAGUCACAAUUUAUCCCAAUUACCUCAUUGUUACCCGAAUUCCCUACCAACCGUCUCUGUGGAUACGAUCCCUAAAGAAAAGUGUCCUCCCAUUACUUGCCUAAGUCAGAAUUCAGCGGACACUGUUUUGCUGUUGGCCAAGACAAAGCUUGAUCUUAAUCUGAAUAUAUCCGAUUUUUCAUUCAAUAAUACAUCGUUUUUUGAAACCCAAACUCGUCGUACGAUUGAAUGCACUACUACAAUCUAUUCGUUUGGCAAUGUCGUGCUUGAAUCCAAAGAGGUGCAACAAGCUCUCUGGGUAAACGAGGGAAAAUACAUGUACAGCUUUGUAUUUGUCAAUCAAUUUUUUGAUGCAUUCAUGAAGGGUAUCCGAUCGCUCCAGUCAUGGGACGAAGUCGAUAUUGCUAUUAAUAACCUUUGUAUAGUCCAGUCUUUUGAAGACAUCGAGUCAAAAUAUACAAAUAAUACCGAGACCGUCACUGAAAGUGGAAAUGCACCUUUACUAGCCAUGAUUUACGAAUUCGAAAGGGGUCAAGGCACCAUUGAUAUUUCAGCUAUUGUGGAUGACAAGACCAAAGAUCUUGAGUUUUUUGAUCAAGACAAUUUAAUAUAAUAUAUCCCCACUUAUCUAUUUAUCCCUCCACUCACACAAACCCCCCAUCCCAUAACACACACACACACUGUGUCUUCCUCCCCCCCCCCAAUACAAGCAUAAUUCAUGCAAAAUACAUUUUUUUUAUUUGCUUUUCCUCUUAUACCC
Molecule: messenger RNA, 1926 nt
Organism: Mucor mucedo
Lineage: Eukaryota; Fungi; Mucoromycota; Mucoromycetes; Mucorales; Mucoraceae
Product: TEA/ATTS domain family-domain-containing protein
Exons: 8
Coding region: 154-1779 (541 amino acids)
Biological process (GO): regulation of transcription by RNA polymerase II
Cellular component (GO): transcription regulator complex
Molecular function (GO): DNA-binding transcription factor activity, RNA polymerase II-specific; RNA polymerase II cis-regulatory region sequence-specific DNA binding
Source: RefSeq, a predicted model, not a curated record